ACCUACAUAACUAGUCUAGUAGGCACCUACCUACCUGUACAGCAAAAGCAUAUUUUUCCAUUUUAUUAAAAUUUAUUCUGAAGUCAGGUUCGUAAAAUUUAAAACCUGUAAUCAUUAUCGUGUCGAAAAAACGUAAAAGUAAUGUUCGUUUAAUAAGUGGCAAUAAGUUGAAAGAGAUUUUCCAAUGGGUUCCUUUACAUAAAAUGUUCCAGUGGAGCUUCAUUUGAAGCUUUUAGAGUUAGUUGCCAUCAAGGAAUUGAAUGGCUAUGUAUUAUUACGCAAGUAAACUAAACGAAGCCUCAUGUAGUGGUUGUAAUAUGAAGGUACCUCCGGCCCCGACCGAGCCGGCUCCGGUACCCCCGCCGCCAGCAGAUCACGCUCCACUUCCCCCUGACCCUGCUAUCUUACAUGGAACUGGCUUGUCAUACUAUGAUAAUGACGAUUACUACUCAAUGGUCCGGGGGAAUAAGUUUAUGACAGAAACAAGCUGUAAGCAUAUUGUUAUGAAUGGUGGUAUUAAUUUUGUGUCAAGUCAGAAAGUGGAAAUGCCACAGCUGCCGGCUAUAUUAGCUCCUGGGACUAAAGCAUUGUCUGGGCUGUCUUACGGGUACUGUCCACCAGAUAAGGAUAUUGAAUAUAAGGAUGGUCAAAUAGUGAGCGCCUCACUGGACACUUUGGUGGACAUGCUCCGUCCGGCAGCAAACAAAUCCUUUAUGUUCACCUUUUUACUUUGCUCACGCCUGUUUGUUAGGCCACAUGAAUUGCUCAAUAAGUUGUGCAAACGUUACUUUAAGAAUUACGAUAAAAUAGGAAAAGUUGAAGUGAAAGAUAUGGUCGACAGAGAGCUGAGUGAUAUGGUGAGUCUGGUGCGCGUGCUGAACCAGUGGACUGGCAUGUUCCCUUAUGACUUCCGCGACGACAGGGUAAUGGCACUCGUGCGCAGUAUAACCCAAAGAUGUGCAGCUGAGCAUAUGGCGUCAGUGCGUAUUGAAGUGUCCACAAUGUUGGAAAAGCUUCUCGAUAAAUUAACUGCUUUAGAACAAUAUGAGGAGUCACUGAUAGACCAACCUCAAGUGACAUCAGUAGAUUCCUUACCACAGGGUGAUAUAUUGACCUUGGGGCUGACACCAGUGGAGCUAGCAAACCAGCUGACUAUUGUGGAACUCAGGAGACUUUCUUUCGUUGGCCCAGAAGAGUUUGUUCAGACGUUCGCGCCCGUGCAGCCGGCCCCGACCUCCUCUUGCGGCAAGUCCACCAUCAGCAUGCAUCACAUUGAAACCAAGUCCACGAGGAACCUUGAAGCGUACGCGGAUUGGUUUAACAGAUUGAGCUACUUAGUCGCAACAGACAUUUUGAAAUCGGUGAAAAGCAAAUACAGAGCGCGUGUGAUCGAGCAGUGGGUGAUGACAGCGCGGGAGUGCUUCAACCUCGGCAACUUCAACUCGCUAAUGGCCAUCAUCAGCGCGCUUAACAUGGCUGCGGUCACCAGGCUCAAGAAAACGUGGAGUCGCACGUCAGCGGUAUGCGGACAACAGUUGAGGCAGCUAGAGUUGUGUGUGGAGCCCAGUGGGAAUCAUGCCAGGUACCGAGCAGCGCUGGCCGCGGUGCCGACUGAGACCGCCGUGCCGCUGUUGUCCGUCACGUGUCGCGACCUCCACUUCGCGAACCAAGGCUCUCCUUCUAAACUUGCGGGCAAUCGCGUGAACUUCGAGAAGUGUUCGCUUCUCGCACGACACGUGAGUGCGCAGCUGGCGUCGCGUCGGCUGACGUCGGACGGCGCCCCCGCCCCGCCGCCACCCGCCCCGCUCUCGCCCGCCUGGCGGUUCCUCAACGACCGGCCCUCGCUUGCAGACACAGCUCUGGAGUUAACAUCUUUCGAGCGUGAGCCCCCGGUUGACCACUUGGAGAAGGAACGAUUAAAACGACUUCGCGGAGCUACUUAAGAGGUGAACAAGUAUUACAAUUUUUCUGUCAUUAAACAAAAGUUUGUAUUCGCUAAUUUUACUUAAAAAAUCUUUUAUAAUUGCGAAGAUCCUAAAUACUUAUUUUAUACAAUAAGCUAAAUAAACAAACUCAAAUUAACAGUCUAACGACUUCAUAUCCUGUACAAAUUAGACUAGAGUAUAACUCUGACUUCUGUUUUAUUGACAUAUUCAAAAUUUCUUUAAAAUAUCUCUUGUAAAUGAAUAUUAAUAACAGCUAUAAAAGCUGGACCAAUUGAUUACAGAAGUAUUUCAUCGUGUGCGUUUCGGAUUAAAAUUUCUGAACUAUGGGUAUUUAAAACUGAGCAAAAACAUAUGUGCACAAAUGAAUUACUUUGAAAUUACAAUAUAAAAGCAUUCGUUAAUUACACUCUAUGAUGUUUGUUAAACUAAUGGAAUUUGCUGAUACUAAGAGUUAGUGAUAUGAAUUUUAAAAAGUUUAUUAAAAUUAUGUAAAUUGGAGUUACGUAGCCAUUAAAAUCCAAGUUCCUUGCCCUUCAGUAUUUAAAUUUUUUUCUCGCCAUUUUAAUGAAUCUCAUAAUGUACUUAAUAAUGUAACUAUUCUGUAUUUUGAUGUUUGAUCUCAUUUUAUGGUUGAUGUUAUAUUUCGAUAAUUUCUAAGUUUGCGUGUGUGCUGGAUGUGAAUGUGUGAAAAAUAUAAAUAAUCUGUAUACACUCUGUGUUUCAAUAUUUUAGAUUUGGUGCAUUUGUGUGUUCUGACAAGGUAUCUAUAUAAUUUGGAGUAUUCGCUGUUAAUUUAAUACAUACUUUUAACAUUUUGCCAUUGUGUUUCAAAAGGUAACUAUAUAGUUUUAGCCAGAAAUCAGGCAUAGGUAGAAUAGUAAUUAAGAUCGGGUACACGUUAAGUCAUAAUACCGUACAUAAUCACAGCUACGUGCCAUGUAUACUCAGGACUUUCAUACAAGUUAUAUAAUUUAUUUAUGGUUUCUUUGUUUCUGAUGUCCCGAUAUUUACUGGAUCUCACUGCUAUCAUCUUAAAAAUACAUUAAAGGUGUUGUUGUUUGAUAUGAUAAUAUCUACUCGAAAUUUAGGUCUGAGUAAUGUUUUAGGAGUUAAAAGACGAAGCUAUAUAUUUUUUGCUUUUCCGCAGUAUCAUUAACUUUAAAUUGAUCAGUAAUUAUGAGAUUUAAGAGACCACUCAUAUUCAUAAGUAGCUAAUAUUUAUCUAAAUUAUUUGUAUCGUAAUCAUAUAAAACGUUAGUGUAAGUGUAAGCCUGGUACUUAUAUAAACCAAUUUUUGGAAAUAUACCAUCGCAUGCUGUGUACAAACCUUGGUUGCCAUGUUUAGUUUUAAGUUCAUUAGUUAAAAAGUGCUUUAUUUAUCGUUUAUUUAUGUGAACAUAAUUUGUUAUAUUUCAAUGUUGUUUUUGUUAGACGUAAGUACUGGACUUAAAAAUGAUUGUGGAUCCCGGUGAGUAUUAGCAAGAUUUGUGCGUGCAAUACAAUGACUGACCUGUGUGUAAGCAUAAAUUUGUGUCGCGAUUUCUGUUCCACACGAGGUGUGAGGUGUGUAACGGGGCGUUUCAAAAUGUUGUAAACACAAAUUAGAAAACCAUGUAGAAGGGGCAACGAGUAACUAACAGUCGAUAAUUAAGCCGUGUGAAUCUGGUCAUACACACAUCUUCAUCGAAAAAUGAGUGUAAGAGACAUAUAUAUUUAUAUAGACAUAUAUACAUUUUUUUUAAAUACCUUCACAUAUGGAUUGCGAUUGCUCUAUGCCAAUUCUGUAUGGUUGAUGUAAUAAUUGAAGGAAAUAUGCUCAGUACCAUGUACUGAGCAUAUUUUGUUGUUUUGUACAACAAUAUAAAAAUAAUGUGAAACAAACGAACAUCCAUUUCGAGAGGGUAAAGAAAAGCCAUUUUUAUGCUUCAGAUUCGCUUGUAUACCUCGACAUCCAAGCCAACUUCAAAAGUUGGCUGAUAUUUAAAUGUAGACCUGCAACACGAUUGCCAACACUAUUGAAAGCCCGAAGCCGAGUGUGAAAUAGAUGUAUUACUCACAUCCUGUGACUUCGUACACAGGCUGUGGGUGCUACAUUAAUUUCUCUUUAUACGUAAUUAAUCAAUACAUUCCUUUCUAAUCGAGACUGAAGUUUGAAAUAGGCUUGAAUAUAGUUAUAGUCGUGCGCGGUAAUUUUAUGUCUGAAAUAACGAUCAGUAUUACAAUUAUAUCUCUAAAAUCCAAUACUUUUUGUAGUUUUACUGUUGGUUAUCGUUAUAAAUAGAUUUUAAUGAGCAUAACUUAAAAAUAUAGUUGGGAUACUUAAAUAUAACCUGUGAUUAUCGUCUAAUGUUCUAUACAUUCCAUUCGUGCUUAUGUCGGUGUCGUAGCUUUCUUAUUUGUGAGGCUAUUGACUGAAAAAAAUAUACAUUCAAUCUCGACAUGACAAAAGACAAAAUUUUAUGAGUAAGUUUUAUGUAAUUUUAAUAAUAAUAGUUUAUAAAUUAUACCUACAUAGGGUUCAAGUUAAUAUAAAAAAAUAUUUACUUGUUACUAUCAUUAAUACUAUCUCAUAAGAAACGUAAUAAUAUUUACAUAAGUACUAUUGAUUCAAUGUGGUUUUAAAGGGUCAAAUCUCCUAUAUUUAUGUUUUUAUAUUCCCACCGACUUAAAAAUACUCAAACCUUAGCAAUUAUUAAACCCUGUCCAUUUAAGUACCUAUACUAAAGUAAUCACACUGGAUUGAUAAACAUAAUAUACUGUGAUUUAUUUACGAACUUUAUUUAGCGCUUUGGUUCUUUACAUAAAUAUUUUUAGAUUUUCCAUUUUCGGUUAGUUCACAAUGUUUAUAUUUACUAUGCUAUUCACUUAAAAGAUUAUUUGUUAUUUAUAUAUUAAAGUAAAUAACAUAUUUUAGAUCAAUAGAAUGUUCCCAACUCAUUGUUGCUUAGUCGGUACUAAAGUCCCAAAAUUUAUAAGGUCCAAAUUUCCGGCCUAAGACGAUUUGAAUGAAAGCUAAUGGAAUUCUUAACAGAACAUCUAUCGUACUACAAAAUCAUUACGUGAUUGUGCAAAGUACUUGACAUUUUAACAAUUUACGUCAACACAAUUUAUUACAAAUCAGACAACAGAUAAUUGCGAGAACAUAUCCAUAUCGCCAUCGACUCAAUGUCAAAUUUCUUGGAAAAACGAUAUUCCCUUUUCUAUAUGAAUUGGUAGCCAUAUUAGCAUGAUUACCAUCUUGCAAGUAUUCGUGAUUGCCUCACAAGUGGGAAGUCAGUUGAAGAUCUUUCUUAGGCUGGAUCUCAAAAUUCGUUUUGUAAAAUUAAAAGUCGAGUCAUUUAUUUAUGAAAAUUGUUUACCUACAAACUUACAUAUAUCAUAUACAGACCUGUUGUUUGUUUAAUCAACCAUUCAAUUUAACUAGAUUUCCUUGAUUCUGGCAUUAAAUUUGUCCACAAAUACAACAUAUAACUAAAGGUAUUGUUUUGUUAUACAUUUUUCGAUAACAGUUAUUAAUAUUUAAAAAUAAUGUUUAGGGUGCCCAUAUUAUUCCUGCACUCCUUGAAGGUUCUGAGGCAUCCGAUCGAAUUUAGGUUGGUGUAAUCAGUUUACGACGUUAUAUACCUACAUACUUACCUAUUUUAAUAAAAGUGUAUAUUUAUUGUAAGUACUUUAUAAGUAGAUAAUUUAUCUAAUAUUGUAUUUUUUCUAAUGUAUAUUAUUUCAAUUGUAAUAAAAUCACCGUACUUUCUAUAAAUUCGUUAAAUGUUCUUUACUGUCAAUGUGAUGUUUAUAUUGUAUCUCGAAACAAUAUACUAAUAAAAUACUAAAUCAUACAUA
Molecule: messenger RNA, 5786 nt
Organism: Plodia interpunctella (Indianmeal moth)
Lineage: Eukaryota; Metazoa; Arthropoda; Insecta; Lepidoptera; Pyralidae
Product: ras-GEF domain-containing family member 1B-like
Exons: 12
Coding region: 261-1943 (560 amino acids)
Biological process (GO): positive regulation of GTPase activity; Ras protein signal transduction
Cellular component (GO): plasma membrane
Molecular function (GO): guanyl-nucleotide exchange factor activity
Source: RefSeq, a predicted model, not a curated record